Molecule: messenger RNA, 1953 nt
Organism: Triticum turgidum subsp. durum (durum wheat)
Lineage: Eukaryota; Viridiplantae; Streptophyta; Magnoliopsida; Poales; Poaceae
Source: the annotation of a GenBank genome assembly
AUGGAGGAGGAGAGGGCGGCGCCGCCGCGGGUGGUGGGGGAGUACGAGCUCGGGGAGAUGGUGGGGAAGGGGACGUUCGCGGAGGUGUUCCGCGCCGUGCACGCCCCCACCGGCGCGCGCGUCGCCGUCAAGGAGAUCGACCGCCGCCGCGUCGACGACCACGUCCGCCGCGGCAUCCUCCAGGAGAUGAGCAUCCUCGGCAGCCUCUCCCACCCCAACAUCCUGCGCCUCAUCAACACCAUCGAGGUAGGUGUCCCCCCCUUCACCAAAUCUCCGGCCCCCGCCGUCCGCGCUACUACUGUAGUCGCGAUCGAACUCAGUGUGGUAAAAAUGCCUCGCGGUUUUCGCCGCAGACGGGGGAGAAGCUGUUCCUGGUGCUGGAGUACUGCGACGGGGGCGACCUCGAGGCCUACAGGCAAACGCACGGCGGGCCGCGCAACCGGCUGCCGGAGGCCACCGCCAGGGACUUCGCCCGGCAGCUCGGGGCUCAAGGUGCUGAGGGGCCAGAGGAUCGUGCACCGAGACCUCAAACCCCAGAACCUUCUGCUAUCAGCCGAUGGGGACGCCAUUACAUUGAAAAUUGGCGAUUUUGGGUUUGCCAGAUCUCUGAUGCAUGAAAAUUUGGCUGCCACUUUUUGUGGCUCUCCAUAUUAUAUGGCCCCAGAAAUCUGGCGAGGGGAUAAAUAUGAUGCAAAGGCAGAUUUAUGGAGUGUUGGAGUCAUUCUUUUCCAGCUAGUAACAGGGGAGCUACCAUUUCUUGGGGAGAAUAGAGUGGAGCUGCGCGAAAAAGUAUUGUCAUCUAGUGGCCUCAGUUUCCCUCCAGAUAUAGAGGCUGAUUUACAUCCUGAGUUUAUUGACCUGUGCAGAAGACUCAUAUGCCUUGAUCCAGCGGAGAGAAUGCCUUUUGAGGAAUUCUUUAAUCACAACUUUUUGGCAACAGCAAGGAACAGUGAAAUCGUGGAUGAAUCCCAUCAUGCUCUUGAUUUAAGGGAUACAUGCCAGACUGUCUCUUCUGCUGUCGUCAAAGUAAAGUCUGAAAGUGUAGAUUCAAAAGUAUUUGAUUCAUGGGAGUGGAUUGAACGAGAAUAUGUACUAGUUCAGGCGAACACUACUUCCAUGGAGUUGCUGUCUUCCCUUGAGAAACCAAUGAAGGAUGUUACAGGUGCAAGACCCCGCUGUGAUGAUAUAUUCACUAUCAGUGGGCCUGUUCAGAGUCAAAACAGAGACUCACUCUAUAGAUUGAAAUCCCAUGGAUGUACUCCACUGUCCGCUUCCCGUGAGUCAACUACUAUGGAAAAUCUGCGAGGGAGGCCACUUGAUUGUUAUACAAGGCUUCACCUACUGAAUCAGUAUAUUGUCAUUCUCACAGAACUUGCUCAGGAGAAGCUUUUUAAAGGGCUGGACCUGGAGGCACUAUCACUUGAACUUGUGAUACUUGCUAUCUGGAAAGAGGCGCUUAAUGCAUGUAGCUUAUUGCCGGAUGCUUUAGAUGAUGGAAGUUUUCCGACAUUUGCACACGAGAAUUACUUUCCUAAGAGUGAUCAGCGUCUAUCCCCGAAUGUAGCGCAUGGAUUGGAUUUCACUAGGCCGGCUUCUGUUCGUUACUGGGUUGAAAGUGGGUUCAUCAAGGCAUAUGACCGUGCUGAGAAGAUAUCACAUAGGUUGCGGGAGAACAAUGAUAACACUGAGAUGCCAGACGCAAUGGAGAUCAUAUUCCAAACUGCUUUAGUAUAUGGGAAAAGUGGCGCUACAAAGGAACUUUUGGGAUGCCAAAGCAGAUCAAUGGCGCUAUACUCAAAAGCAAUCAUCCUGCUCACAUUUAUAUUGCAGGAAGCAACUGCUUUGCCACUGAAUCCAGUCUUCUCCCUUUCACCAUUCAAUCAGCAGCGUAUCCAUAGUCAUCUCUGCAGUGCUCAGUUGAGCGGGCAACAGCAGAGGUCCAUCAAGAACUAA